AUGUCUUUUCCUGCUGUGCUGGAAAGAGGAGAUGAUUUCCUUUCAGAGUACCCAAGAAGAUCCAAAGCUUGGGCUUUCAUCUCACACGCAGCUUGUGUCCUCGUUGUGGGUGGUAGUAAGCUCGUCUUGAACAUUGCCUACCGUCCAGAAGUUACAGGCCUGGAAAAGUUAGACGCUGCUCUGGAGAGAUCUAAGAGGGAAAAUAGAGGUAUAAUCACCGUCAUGAACCACAUGUCUGUUGUUGAUGACCCAUUUCUUUGGGGCUGCCUUCCUUGGAAAUAUUUCAGAGAUGUCGAUGUUAUUCGAUGGGGUUUAGCUGCGUCCAAUGUGUGUUUUAAAGGAACGUUUUUGAGUUAUUUCUUUUCGGCAGGUAAGAUUCUCUCCACGGAAAGGUUCGGCAGAGGUCCAUUUCAGCCUUCAUUGGAUGCUACCGUCAGAUUACUAAGCCCUGACGAUACGAUGGACCCAGGGUUUAUGUUUGUUCCCUCCCCAAAAGCAAGCUUAUUGCACUGGAUAAAAAGUCCACUUACUCAGAAAAUAAAAGAGAUUGACUCCAAGCCUUAUCACCCACCUGUGAUGAGACACUGUCCUUCUUGGAUUCAUGUUUUUCCAGAAGGAUUUGUAUGCCAAUUACAACCACCGCAUUCAAACUCAAUGAGAUACUUCAGAUGGGGAGCCUCUCGUUUAGUGUUGGAGCCGACUGUGCCUCCCAUAGUAGUUCCUAUUUUUUCAACUGGUUUUGAAAUGAUUCAACCAGAGUCUGGAGCUGAGAAUAUCUUUGAAAGAUAUCUUCCCCAGAACUACGGCCAAGAGAUAAAGGUUGUCAUUGGAGACCCGGUAGACGAUAAAGUGAUUGAAGAUUUUAGAAAGGAAUGGAAAAAUCUGUGUGAGAAGGAAUAUGAUAGAAAUAACCCUAGGGACCUUUCGCAUGAGUUGAAGUUUGGUAAGCAGGCGAAGGACCUACGGAGCAGAGUUGCUGCGGAACUGCGACAGAAUGUCUUGAAUAUUCGUAACCAGCUGGGGUUCAAUCCGGAAGACCCAAGAUUGAAGGAUCCCAAGUUUUGGAAAAGAUACACCAACUCUAAAGGUUUGAGUGAUCCCGAUAUCAAGUUUAUCGGAAAGAACUGGGCUGUGAAGGAGUACCAGGCAAAGGUAAAAAGUUACGAUGAGUUCGGAAAUGAAAUAAAAGAUGAUCAAAGAUGA
Molecule: messenger RNA, 1203 nt
Organism: Komagataella phaffii GS115
Lineage: Eukaryota; Fungi; Ascomycota; Pichiomycetes; Pichiales; Pichiaceae
Product: Lyso-phosphatidylcholine acyltransferase
Exons: 1
Coding region: 1-1203 (400 amino acids)
Biological process (GO): inner mitochondrial membrane organization; cardiolipin acyl-chain remodeling
Cellular component (GO): mitochondrial membrane
Molecular function (GO): 1-acylglycerophosphocholine O-acyltransferase activity
Source: RefSeq, a predicted model, not a curated record